This is a messenger RNA of Oncorhynchus kisutch (coho salmon), 3856 nucleotides long. RefSeq names its product ribosomal protein S6 kinase alpha-4-like. The transcript has 18 exons. Gene Ontology annotation, biological process: protein phosphorylation; intracellular signal transduction. Gene Ontology annotation, molecular function: protein serine/threonine kinase activity; magnesium ion binding; ATP binding. The record is from RefSeq and is a predicted model, not a curated record. Lineage: Eukaryota; Metazoa; Chordata; Actinopteri; Salmoniformes; Salmonidae. Bases 923 to 3304 code for a protein of 793 amino acids.
AAACUGUGACAUUGCGGCUUCCGUACUAUGGACUACUCCAGCCACAACAUCAACUAGCUACCUAAACCUACUUUUACAAUCAUUGUUGUCAAAUAACUUCAAACGUGGUAUAUCUUCAGCGUGAGUCACAUCCUAUCCGGACGAAAUAGCAUAAAAUAGGUAUUCGCAACAUGCUAGCUAUAAACAGUACGCUUGCUAUGAAAUUACAAUUAACCGACAGUCAGCAAGCUAGCUAACGUUAGCUAGCUCUGACAGGACAGCUAGCUUUCUAGUUAGCUAAUGACGUUAACAGUUUGGUUGUGAAGUUGCCGAGGUUUUACAUAGUUUUGACGUAUUACUGAAGGUUAGUUAACUAGCUGUAAUUGUCUAUAACCGGUUAGCGUAGCUAGCUAGUUGAGUUGCUAGCUAGUUGCUAAUUUCAGUUUGUCAAAAAUAUUGUUGCAAAAGGUAGCUAGCUAGCAAGAGAUAGGCCACUCGCUACUAUGUAGCCAGUUUAAUGCUGUCUGGUCAGUUCGGCGCUAUAUUGUAAUCAAACCAGUGCUAGAGAGAUCAGCAGCAGUUAACGUUAGUCUGUUGUAGUAGGCAAUAACAUCCUAGUGGACACCGUUAUCUAGCUAGCUACAGACGUACGAUUCUGGUUUAUUAUUAGUACAGUGUUAGCUAGUAUUUUCGUUUUAGUAGUAGAUUAGGCAGAACAGCGGGAUGUCUAGGGGAUUAAGUCUAGCAAUGAUAUUGUUUAGAAAAUAAAACAACAAAACUAUGUUUAUAAUGCAUGCAACGGCUCCCAAAUUAAUUCGUACAUAAGGCUACAUUUGUUAUUUUCUUUGACUAAAUAAAAUCUGAUGCGUCUGAGGUUAUUAUACAAAACACUUCAGCUAAAUCGGUUUAUUUAUUUUGAAGAGUAGCCACAUAAACAUUUGAAAUGUCUGGAGACGGCUCGGAUAGUAGUAGUAGCGAGGACUCCGAUACUGGGAUCCGGAGGAAAGCCUGCACUGUCAAACAUGAGAUCACCAAUGCGAAUCUCACGGGCCAUACUGAGAGAGUGGGCAUGGAGAACUUUGAGCUUCUCAAAGUCUUGGGCACAGGAGCCUAUGGGAAAGUGUUUCUGGUCAGAAAGAACAGUGGUCAUGAUGAAGGGAAGCUGUAUGCCAUGAAGGUGUUGAAGAAAGCAGCCAUCGUUCAGAAGGCAAAGACUGCAGAGCACACACGUACAGAGAGACAGGUGCUGGAGCACAUCCGCCAGUCCCCGUUCCUGGUCACACUGCACUACGCCUUCCAGACCCAGACUAAGCUCCAUCUUAUCUUGGACUAUGUGAGCGGAGGAGAGAUGUUCACACACCUGUACCAGCGAGAUCACUUCUCUGAGGAAGAGGUGCGGAUUUACAUCGGGGAGAUUAUCCUGGCCCUGGAGCACCUCCACAAGCUGGGCAUCGUGUACCGGGACAUCAAGUUAGAGAACAUCCUCUUGGACAGCGAGGGACAUUUAGUGCUGACAGAUUUUGGGCUCAGCAAAGAGUUCCUGGAGGAGGAGAAGGAAAGGACGUAUUCGUUCUGUGGCACCAUAGAGUACAUGGCUCCAGAGAUCAUCAGGGGGAAGUCUGGUCAUGGAAAGUCGGUAGAUUGGUGGAGUCUGGGGAUCCUGAUGUUUGAGUUACUGACGGGGGCAUCACCAUUCACCUUGGAGGGGGAGAGGAACUCCCAGAGUGAGGUGUCCAAGCGCAUCUUACAUUGUGAGCCGCCGUUCCCCUCUAUGAUCGGUGCCGUGGCUCAGGACCUGUUGAGGAAGCUGUUGGUCAAAGACCCCCACAAGAGACUGGGCUCUGGGCCCCGAAGGGCCGAAGACAUCAAGACUCAUGCCUUCUUCAAGGGUCUCAGUUGGUCAGACCUGGCUGAGAAGAAGGUAGUCAGCCCGUUCAAACCAGAGAUCAGGAGUGAGCUGGAUACAGGAAACUUUGCUGAGGAGUUCACUGGCAUGAAUCCUCUCUACUCUCCAGCCAGCACCCCACCAAGCACUGAUCGACUGUUCCAGGGCUAUUCUUUUGUUGCUCCCUCCAUUCUGUUCAACAAGAACGUGGUGAUGGGGGACUUCAUGGAGGGCCAGAUGGGAGCAGAGCGACCGGGCUCAUCCACUGUCCGUCGCAGUGCUAUGUUAGCGGACUCUACGUUCUUCCAGCUGUAUGAGCUGUGCCUGCAGGGGGCGCCCCUGGGCGAGGGCAGCUUCUCUGUGUGCAGGAAGUGUCGACACCACCAGAGUGGCCAUGAGUACGCCGUUAAGAUCAUCAGCCGCAGAAUGGAAGUGAACACUCAGAGGGAGAUUGCUGCCCUCAGGCAGUGUGAGGCUCACCCCAACAUUGUCAAACUGCAUGAGGUCUACACUGAUCAGUUCCAUACGUACCUGGUGAUGGAGCUGCUGCGUGGGGGGGAGCUGCUGGAGAGGAUCAAGAAGAAGAAGCUGUUUGGGGAAUCAGAGGCCAGUCAGCUGCUCAGGAGCCUUGUGUCAGCUGUUGGCUUCAUGCACGAGGCUGGAGUGGUGCAUAGAGACCUCAAACCAGAGAAUGUGCUGUUUGCAGACGAGGGGGAGGACUCGGUGCUGAAGGUGAUAGAUUUUGGUUUUGCCCGGCUGUGCCCUGCGGGCAGCGCCCCCCUGCAGACUCCCUGCUUCACACUGCAGUACGCUGCUCCUGAGCUCUUCCACAGCACCGGUUACGACCAGGCCUGCGACCUCUGGAGCCUUGGGGUCAUCCUGUACACCAUGCUGUCAGGACAGGUGCCCUUCCAGAGUAAGCAGCAGCAGCGAGCGGGGAUGACCUCAUCUUAUGCUGCUGACAUCAUGCAUAAAAUUAAAGAGGGAGACUUCUCGUUGGCUGGAGAAGCCUGGAAGGGUGUGUCAGGGGAGGCUAAAGAGCUUGUGAAAGGGCUUCUGACAGUGGAUCCAGAGAGGCGUCUCAAGCUGUCUGCUCUGAGAGAGAACAGCUGGCUGCAGGGCGGGGCUAUCCUAUCCUCCACCCCCCUCUGCACCCCAGAUGUGCUAGAGUCCAGCGGCCCCAUCGUCCGCUCCUAUGUCAACGCCACCUACAAGGCGUUCAACAAGGGGAAGAGGGAGGGCUUCUUUCUGAAGAGUGUUGACAACGCCCCCCUUGCAAAGCGACGCAAGCUCAAGAUGACAAGUACAGGUGUGGAGACUCGACGGAGCUCCUCUUGCUCAUCCUCUUCUUCCUCUUCCUCAGCUGCCUCUGCCGCUGCAACAAACUCAAAAACACAGCCACCACACCAAACUCUGCCCCCGAAGCUAGAAAAGCACUAGAAGGGGAGGAGGGGGGAAGAGUGGGAGGAAUAAAGUUAGAAGAAGGAAGCACAUUAAUUCAGAUAUGACAGAUUGGGAUACUGUCUCUGAAAGACCAGAGAUGACUUGAUUCGAAUUCCAAAGUCAUCUAGAAUCUCCAAAUUCUAAGUCUAAGAGCUUAUUUAUGAACCAACUAAGAGACUAGUUAAAUAUUUAAGGAUUCACUUCCCUGUUUUCUAGAAAGACGAUGCUUUUUGCAUUGUCGUAAUGAUGCAAUGACUUUAUCUAUAUGUGUUUAUACCAUUUGCAGUAAACUGCAGUAGCUUGUACCAUCUCAUUUAAUUUUCUCAAGAAAUUAACUAACAUGUAAUUUCUUGAAUGGAAAUAAGCUUUAGACCAGUGUUUUCAUAACUCUGGUCUAGAGGAUAAAUAUCAGUAUGGUAGGUUACGGAAGGCUUUAAGGUCAUACUAAUGAAGAUUUCAGUCACCUUGCCAGGGUGAUGAUGAUGAGCAUGCAGUUAUCCUGGUGUUAACAUGUUCUCAGUACCAGAGGGAGGGAGGGAGGCGGGCGGG